GCAUUAAUUUGACCAACAAAUUUAUGGCUGUACCUAACAUCAUCACACACUAAAUGCACCUUUCACAUACUAUUGAUGCCAUCAAACCAAAGUAAUCUCCAAAAUCACUUUUAAAGUUUCUUACAAAAACAUCAUAAUUAUUUCCAAAUUACCAACCUUACUUAUACAACAAAAAUCACACAACUAUAUCAGAUUCAUAUUCAUGUUAUAGAAAAUGCUCAAGGUAGAGACUGAGUCUGAAAUCACAACACCUCUCAAAAAAAGACUUGAAGUUUUCAUGGCAAGAAAUGAAGUACUACAGAAAGAAAACUACGAACUUAGAGAAGAAGUUGCGCGACUAAAAUCGCAGAUAGUUUCGCUCAAAGCGCAUAACAUCGAGCGAAAAACUAUUCUGUGGAAGAAGAUACAGAAAUCCAUAGAUGACAACAAUUCAGAUACACAUAACCAGCUCAAACCAGCACUUCAAGCAAUCAUGUCUGAAAAAAACUUAGAAAAUGAGAACUUGCAUCAUACAAAUCAAGAUUUUCAUGAUUCAUCCGGUUCGCCUAGAUCGCCUAGAAAGGAAAGAACAUCGAUAGCUCUACCACCAACUCCGCCUCCAAAGCCUAAAAAUUAUGAAAACAGAAUCAAAAUGCUGCCAGCAAUAGCGCCUCCGCCACCUCCAACGCCAUCAAAAGCAUUGAUCGGUUUGAAAGUGGUGCGCCGUGUGCCUGAAGUUAUUGAGUUGUAUCGCUCGCUUACACGAAAAGACGCCAACAUGGAAAGCAAAACUCAUCACAACGGAAUUCCAGCAGUAGCAUUCACCAGAAAUAUGAUCGAGGAAAUCGAAAAUCGGUCUAGUUAUCUCUCAGCUAUAAAAUCAGAAGUUCAAAGCCAGAAGGAAUUCAUCAGUUUCUUGAUCAAAGAAGUAGAAUCAGCUUCAUAUGCAGAUAUUUCCGAAGUCGAAACAUUCAUCAAAUGGCUAGAUGGAGAAUUAUCUUCAUUGGUGGAUGAAAGAUCAGUGCUUAAGCAUUUCCCACAAUGGCCUGAACAAAAAGUUGAUGCAUUAAGAGAAGCUUCUUGUAACUACAGAGAUCUGAAGAAUCUUGAAUCAGAAGUUUCAUCCUAUGAGGACAAUCCUAAAGAGCCAACUUCUAUGGCUUUGAAAAGGAUACAAACAUUACAAGACAGGUUGGAAAGAAGUGUGAGUAGUAAAGAGAAGAUAAGGGAGAGUACUAGUAAAAAAUAUAGAAAUUUUCAUAUCCCUUGGGAGUGGAUGAUGGAUACCGGCCUUAUCGGUCAGAUGAAACUAAGUUCAUUGAGGCUUGCAAAGGAAUUCAUGAAAAGGGUAACUAAGGAAAUGGAAUCUCAUGAAGAUAAUAAUAGCCUUUUGUUACAAGGAGUUAAGUUUGCAUUCAGAAUACACCAGACAUUCAGUUUGCAGGUGGCUUUGAUUAUGAGACUAUACAAGCAUUUCAAGAAUUGAAGAAAGUUGGUUGUGUUGUUGUUGUUGUGCCAAGUAAUAGUAAUCACAUCAUGAUUAAUUCUCCCAAAUUUGUUAAAAUUGGACAAAAAUAUGCAUCUUAACUUAUAUUAAUGUAUUGCCAUAAUUAUCGUUUGAUGUUUAUACAUCAGUGGCAGAGUUUACAAACAUGUAUAUGCUCUUCUAUUUAUGUCAUUUUUAAAAACUCAUUAACUAGACUAGUGUGGCUAGUGUGCUCUUAAUGAUAAUCUUUCUCCUUGUGCUCUUUCCUAUAUAGUGAUGUUGAUUUGUUCAA
This is a messenger RNA of Lathyrus oleraceus (garden pea), 1757 nucleotides long. Its product is annotated as protein CHUP1, chloroplastic. Gene Ontology annotation, biological process: protein localization to cortical microtubule cytoskeleton. The transcript is spliced from 5 exons. Gene Ontology annotation, cellular component: cortical microtubule. The record is from RefSeq and is a predicted model, not a curated record. NCBI's taxonomy places the organism in Eukaryota, Viridiplantae, Streptophyta, Magnoliopsida, Fabales, Fabaceae. The coding region runs from base 215 to 1465 and encodes 416 amino acids.